AUGUCUAGUUCUGGCUUCCUGCCAAAGUCUUCUGAGCUGAAUUUGCGAGAACGUCGGAAGAACUUCGAAGAAGAGAAGCCUUCCGGUGAUGCAAGCGAGCACUUGCAGGAUGACUUGAACAAAAAGCUAUCGGCAAACUCAUCCAGCAGGACGUCAUACGGAGCUGUUACCAAGUAUAUGGGAAUUGUAAUCAUUACGGUGAUUUCCUUUUAUGUGAGAUUCUCGAAAAUUGAUGCCAAUAACGCUGUGGUGUGGGAUGAAGCGCACUUCGGGAAAUUCGGCUCUUAUUACAUAAAACACGAAUUUUACCAUGAUGUACAUCCACCUUUAGGAAAGAUGCUUAUAGCUUUAAGCGAGUACCUAGCAGGCUUUGAUGGCAACUUUGAGUUCGACUCCGGCAACCCAUACCCUGAAAAUGUUAACUUCAAGUUCAUGCGACAAUUCAGCGCUACUUUUGGAGCUCUGUGUGCGCCAUUGAUGGUCUCGACAGCUCAAAAUGUAGGGUUAAGCUAUUCUUGUUCCAUGUUGUUAGGGCUCAUGGUUGCACUUGAGCUUUCUUACAUUGCGCUCUCGAAGUUCAUUCUUCUAGAUUCGAUCCUACUAUUCUUCACCGCUACAACAUUCCUUUGCAUAACUGAAAUAUACAAAUUGCGUAAACAGCAGUUUACUAGGAAGUGGUCUCUGUGGAUGCUUCUUCUUGGGCUAUCGAUUGGCUCUGUUUGUUCCGUGAAAUGGGUGGGUCUUUUUAUCACAGUUGUGGCUGGUAUUUACACCGUUGUCGACUUGUUCGCUGCUUAUCAUGACAAAAGCUUAAGCAGGAUACAAUAUUACAAACACUGGUUGGUUCGCGUUAUUAAUUUGAUCAUUAUACCGUUUAUGAUUUACCUAUUUUGCUUCAAAAUCCACUUUGCUAUCUUACAUAAAUCGGGCACUGGCGAUGCUUCUACCAACACAUUGUUCCAAGUUAAUCUAGAUGGAAAUAAAAUUGAAGUUGGGCCAAGAGAUAUAUCGUAUGGAUCAGAAGUGACAAUUAGAUCACAUGGAUUAAGUCCCAACCUACUUCAUUCCCAUGUACAGCUGUAUCCUUUCGGGUCGGGACAGCAUCAGGUUACCGGCUAUGGACAUUCUGACGACAACAAUAACUGGAUAAUCAACUUUUCAAGAGAAUCGGGCAUGGAAAUUGAUGAGUAUGGAUUGUCGAAUGGAAAGUCUUUAAAAUUGGGUGACAACGCUGAAAUUCGCCUAGUUCACAAAAGCACAAAGGCAAAUCUACAUUCGCAUGAAAUCCCAGCCCAUGUUUCUAAAAAUUUCUAUGAAGUAUCCGGCUAUGGUGAUGGAGAGGUAGGAGAUGACAAGGAUGACUGGGUUGUCGAAAUUGUACAGCAGCUAGACUCCUUGAACUCAUCUUUCCCCAAAGAAGAUCCAAAACUGCUGCAUCCUAUUUCAACAAGUUUUCGGUUAAGACACAAGCAUUUGGGCUGCUACCUUGCUACCACAGGACUAGCAUAUCCAGCUUGGGGGUUCAAACAGGCCGAAAUAGUCUGUAAAAACUCGUGGACGAGCCGCGAUAAAUCAACUUGGUGGAACAUAGAGGACCACUGGAACGCUAAUCUAGAGAAAUCCGAAGGAUAUAUUCCUCCGAAAUCGAGAUUUUGGGCCGAUUUUAUCUUGAUUAAUUUUGCCAUGGCUUCCUCAAAUAAUGCUCUUGUGCCUGAUGAAGACAAAUACGACUCAUUAGCAACCAAAGCGUGGGAGUGGCCAACCCUUCAUACAGGCCUAAGAAUGUGCGGUUGGAGUAAGGAUGCUGUCAAGUACUAUCUGUUGGGGUCUCCUUUUCAAACAUGGUUCUCUUCAUUUUCGCUUGUUCUGUUCACAUUUUACCUCUUAAGGCUUGCUUUCAAAUGGCAAAGACAGUCUAUACAUCUCACAACAAGUGAUUUGUGUGAUCUUGGGCUACAAGGCAUUCUACCAUUUUUAGCUUGGUUAUUGCAUUACUUGCCGUUUGUCUUCAUGGGAAGAGUAACAUAUGUUCACCAUUACGCUCCUGCAUUAUACUUUGCCAUUUUGGUCUCUGGAUUUAUGCUCGAGAAAUGUCUCCCAAAAAGAUUCUCUUUGAACAAAAUUAUCUACGGCCUACUUGGAGCGGGAUGUAUUUAUGUGUACAUUCUGUUUUCACCAAUCGCUCAGGGAAUGAAGGGGCCGGCAAAUGACUACAAAUACCUGAACUGGCUGAGUUCCUGGACAAUUACAUAUUAG
Lachancea nothofagi CBS 11611 is the source of this 2256-nucleotide messenger RNA. NCBI's taxonomy places the organism in Eukaryota, Fungi, Ascomycota, Saccharomycetes, Saccharomycetales, Saccharomycetaceae. The record is from the annotation of a GenBank genome assembly.